AUGGUGGCAAGGCAUGCAGGUUCUACGUUCUUUGUAUUCGUCACAGUUAACAUGGAUUAUACCCCUGAUAUAUCAUGCGAUUCGCAAACACACAUUGCUAACUUCUGGGAAAUGGCGAAGCAGGAAGCAGAAGGACUAAAACCGGAGCAGAAUUCCUUUAAAACACAGGAUCUUCCUCUAGCCCGCAUAAAAAAAAUUAUGAAACUUGAUGAUGACGUCAAAACUAUGAUGAUCAGUGCUGAAGCUCCAAUUCUAUUCGCGAAGGCUGCAGAACUUUUUAUUCGUGAAUUAACAUUGAGAGCAUGGCUGCACACUGAUCGCAACCGCCGAAGAACUCUGCAAAGGAACGAUAUAUCUAUGGCUGUUUCCUAUGGGGAUACAGAUCAGUUCGAUUUUCUCAUCGAUAUCGUGCCACGGGACGAGGGGCGUGGGCAUCGAAGGUCGCAGCAGCAGCACACUCAGUCGGCAUUGCAGCAUAUGGCAGGUUCGUCUCUGGUGCAGCAGACACAGGUACAGGUGGUUCAGCAGCAGCAGGCCACUGGCGACGAUGUCUCUAUAAAGACGGAGACCGCGGGACCUGCAGCAGCGACCCUGGUGGCCGGCGCCGACGGCACAUUGACCACGGUUACGGCCGGCCAACCAACCGUGCAGUUCGCUACCGUGCCUGCUGCUGCCGCGACCACUUCCGGCCAGCAGAUCCAAUACGUUAUCCAAUUACCUGCCACUAGCUCAGCCUCCAACGGACAGCCCUUCCAGAUACAGAUGCUUCCUCAGCAAUUUCAGACAGCAAGUACGGAUGCAGUGGCGACAGCACAAGUGGGUGGAACGCUGAUUGCCACCGGCGGCGUGGCGGGUACGGCAGCGACGACGGGUGGAUUGCAACUCGUGCACGUGGUGAAUCCGCAGACCUCUGUGCAGCAUUCCACUCCCUCCACUACCACCGCAGCUGGUGCCCCCGCGGGUGCCUCUACUGAUGCCGCUAACAAACUUCAAACCGUCCAUGUUCAGACGCAGACCCUGCUGGUUCAGCCGUCGGGCGCAGUGGUUGUUGCGUCAUCCGCCGGACCGACUGACGAGACUGCUGCUGCUAGUGCACAGCCCUCCACCACUUUGGUCUCCGUGGAUGGCGGAGAGACCUAUACCACUGCACAAGUGUUCACCACGGCCUCAACUGGUGACGUCCAGACCACCACCUCAUCGGAAGAGCGCAUCCUUCAAUCUACUACCACAACGGCUCUUGAGCACGUUGAGGCGCCACAGAAUGGAUUAGAUAACGCUGGCAAGACAACUAUUGUCAAAAAAUUUAAUGGUGAGGACAUAUCUACAAUCGCACCUACUCUGGGAUUCAGUAUUCAUACUUUGGAGUAUAUGGGCUACAGGCUGAAUGCUUGGGACGUGGGUGGUCAGCAUUCCUUGCGCUCCUAUUGGCGCAAUUACUUUGAGACUACGGAUGCUCUCAUUUGGGUCGUCGACAGUUCCGACCGGCUACGGUUAGACGACUGUCGUGAAGAAUUAAACAAGCUGUUAGUGGAAGAACGAUUGGUUGGAGCAACCCUUCUCGUACUAGCGAAUAAACAGGAUCUACAAGGUGCAUUAAAACCUGCAGAGAUAGCUGAAGCGCUCAAUCUCAGAGAUAUUACGACACAUCACUGGAGUAUUUACGGCUGUAGUGCUGUAACGGGGGAAAACCUUCUGAACAGCGUUGCGUGGCUUAUCAAAGACGUGUCUUCCCGCAUUUUUUCGGCUGAAUAA
This is a messenger RNA of Echinococcus granulosus, 1752 nucleotides long. Its product is annotated as ADP-ribosylation factor-like protein 2. Gene Ontology annotation, cellular component: microtubule cytoskeleton; cytoplasm. The record is from RefSeq and is a predicted model, not a curated record. Gene Ontology annotation, biological process: protein folding. The transcript is spliced from 8 exons. Lineage: Eukaryota; Metazoa; Platyhelminthes; Cestoda; Cyclophyllidea; Taeniidae. Gene Ontology annotation, molecular function: GTPase activity; protein heterodimerization activity; GTP binding. Bases 1 to 1752 code for a protein of 583 amino acids.